Molecule: messenger RNA, 806 nt
Organism: Propithecus coquereli (Coquerel's sifaka)
Lineage: Eukaryota; Metazoa; Chordata; Mammalia; Primates; Indriidae
Gene: TMA16
Product: translation machinery associated 16 homolog (S. cerevisiae)
Exons: 7
Coding region: 148-759 (203 amino acids)
Cellular component (GO): nucleus
Source: RefSeq, a predicted model, not a curated record
CCCUCCCCUUCCGGUAGAGUCUGCGCCGGCUGUUCGGGCCCCACGUGUGUUCGGGCCGCGGUACUCGCGGGAGGUGCUGGGGCUGCGACUGGUGAGCCUGCCCCGGUCCAGAGUGCGGAGGUGUUCCGUGGCCGCGAGGACGUCAGCAUGCCUAAAGCACCAAAGGGAAAAAGUGCAGGACGGGAAAAAAAAGUCAUCCAUCCAUAUAGUAGAAAAGCAGCUCAAAUGACAAGAGAGGCCCACAAACAAGAAAAGAAGGAAAAAUUGAAGAAUGACAAGGCCUUGCGUCUCAACCUUAUUGGUGAAAAACUUCAGUGGUUUCAAAAUCAUCUUGAUCCCCGAAAAGUGAGAUAUUCAAAGAAAGAUGCUUGUGAAUUAAUUGAAAGGUAUUUAAAUCGAUUCAGCAGUGAGCUGGAGCAGAUCGAGUUACAGAACAGCAUCAAAGGCAGGCGGGGAAGGCGGCACUGUUCCCGGGAGACAGUCAUCAAGCAGACGAUGGAGCGGGAGCGGCAGCAGUAUGAAGGUUAUGGCCUCGAAAUUCCAGACAUUGUGACUGCAAGUAAUCUGAAAACUUUUAGGGAAUGGAAUGUUGAUCUGAAGAAAUUGCCAAACAUCACAAUGAGAAAAAUUUGUGCUAAUGAUGCAGUUCCCAAGAAGUGCAAGAGGAAAACUGUUAUAACUGUAGACGAAGACUUCGGGGGUUUGGAACUAAAAGAUGAAUCAAGUGACUCAGAUGAGGAAAUGACUGCAGUGGGCUAAUUGUCCUUACUUGAAUUGAAAAUAAAUAAUUUGAGACCUUCAAGUUA